AGUCUACCAGUUUGACAGCUCAAUAUUCAUCUUUUCAGUUUUUUCACGUCCUGUCUUCUUUCCGGAGAGAAUCUGCGAAAAAAUCGACACAUAGCAUCUGUUUCGGGAGUUGCGAAAAAUCAGAGCGCAGAACAAGCAUCGGUGACCAGCGAACGGAGAUUCUUCCGCAGCAGAAUGGUAGUCUAGCGGAUCCAAAGGCCGGCAUCUCUGAAGGAAAAACACGGCGAAAAUUUGUUCCUUUCGGGGUUCGUGCGUGUGCGUGUGUUCUGGUAAAGUGAAAAAUUGCCUUCGCCUGUUUCGACCGGGAGGUGCUUCGGUCCCGAUUCCUCGUACUCGUGGGUUGAGCCCAUUUUACAGUGCGAUUAUUCUUAGUCACUUUGUCCGGAUUAUAACAUCCUAGGUAUGGAAGCGUUAGUGGAAAAUUCGACGAACCCACCAUCCCGUUUUUAUUGUCACUCUUGCUCAGUGGAAAUUGAUCGAGUUUCAUCGGAUUUCACCUGCCCUUACUGUCUGGAAGGGUUUAUCGAGGAACUGCCGGCUGCUGAUCGAAGUAACAAUCCUGCGACGCCACCGGUUCCAUCAGAAACGGAUGCAAAUCCGAAUGAUUUAAUCAACCCACAGGCGAUAAGACUAGCUAGUGAAAUUUUUAGUAACAGCAUUUUGUCGCCGCUAUUGCUAUCGACCGGGAACGGACCUCGUGGGUCAGAUUCCGAUGGAACAGGUUCGCUGGGUGAUGAUACUGGGGAGCCGGGAGCUGCGGGGGCUACUGGUGGCGGAGGAGGUCCAUAUGCGAUGCGAGUACUUGGAAGACAUCGCAAUCGACGCCGUGGAAUGCAGAACAUCAACAAUCUGGACAACAUUUUGCGAGAGAUUCUGAUCUCCGUUGCGGAUGGAGCUAAUGGUGGUGCUGGUGGGACACCAAUGUUCUUUAUGGGUAAUCCGGGUGACUAUGCUUGGGGUCGGGAAGGACUGGAUACCAUCGUAACGCAGUUGCUCAACCAAAUGGACAACACGGGACCGCCACCGUUGGAGAAGGAAAAGAUUGCCGAAAUUCCGAAGGUUACGAUUAGUGCUGAACAGGUCGAGAUGAAACUGCAGUGCUCAGUCUGUUGGGAAGAUUUUCAGAUUGAUGAGGUUGUACGAAGAUUGACAUGUGCUCACGUAUAUCAUGAAUCCUGUAUAAUUCCCUGGCUGGAAUUGCACGGAACGUGUCCCAUCUGCCGGAAGAGUUUAGCGCCGGAGCAGCAACCAGACGAGCAGCGAGGCCUAGCAGCGGCUGCCAAUGCAGUUGCCCAUACGUUACGUUCUCUAACCUCGGAUGCGUUCCCCGGUGCAGCUGGUCAAUUGUCAUCGGCUGCUGACGGAGAUGGACCGUCAACAUCUAGUCUACUGGUCGAUCUAGGUCAACCGCUGUUUUCAUUCGGAACCGGUGGAAGUUCGGCCAACCGAGGAAUCGGAGGAAAUCCAAUACAGUCAAGACCGUCGGGAUCCCGAUCGUCGACUUUGUCAAGCGCGCAACAGCAGCAAAACAGUUCCACCCAUGAGACUGGACCCACAGCCUCCUCAAAUGGAAGCACAGGCGAGGCCAGCAGUAGCAGCAACAACAGGUAUCGCGAUGAUGACGGUAAUAUUGACUACGAGUUUGAUUAAUGAGGGGUUUGUCCCUCGUAGCCUCCCCUGGAGAAUUAUAUAGAUACGAGGAACGCUUUCUACCAAAACUUUGCCCUUAAUUUCCGUUUCAUUUUUUUCUUCGAUCGGAUUAGCAUUUAAACAGAUCGGAACAAUGAAUUGAGCUUGUGUAUAGAUUUAUUAUUCUUUUUGUAUAUUAUGGCGCUUCUAGUGUAUGGUCAUCAUUACGCUUGUAUAAAUAGGGUAAAGCGCUAUUACGGGGGUGAUUUUGUGCGCACUACUGAUUUGUGACAUUGUAGUAGCCACACUCAAACAUUCAAAUAUGAAAUUAAAUUUAUUUCGAUGUACAUCCACCUGCCUACAAUUGAUUUACGCACCAUUCUAGAUGAGCGCGAGUAAUUUUCAGUAUGAUUUCUGCCAUUACAAAAGAAUUCUUAUAUUCGAAAAAAAAUACUGCGCUACACGCAGGAUACAGCAUUGAAGAAAGUCGUUUAAAUUAUUCACUAAUCGAACAUCUACAAGUUGAAAAGAUGCAAAGUGAUCCUGCAUGCAAACAAAGUUGAUAGAAAGGUAAUGACCCAAAAAUAAAAAAUUAAACGCUACAGAAACCAUUUUCA
This is a messenger RNA of Topomyia yanbarensis, 2246 nucleotides long. RefSeq names its product E3 ubiquitin-protein ligase Iruka (gene Iru). The transcript is spliced from 5 exons. The record is from RefSeq and is a predicted model, not a curated record. Gene Ontology annotation, molecular function: ubiquitin protein ligase activity. Gene Ontology annotation, biological process: protein ubiquitination; positive regulation of DNA-templated transcription; ubiquitin-dependent protein catabolic process. Gene Ontology annotation, cellular component: nucleoplasm; cytoplasm. Bases 403 to 1650 code for a protein of 415 amino acids. Lineage: Eukaryota; Metazoa; Arthropoda; Insecta; Diptera; Culicidae.